AUCGUGCGGUACUCGUACCUCAACGUCCUCCUCGUCUUUGUCCCCGUCUCGUGGGCCUGCCACUUCAGCAACCAGACGCCGACUUUGACGUUCAUCAUGUCGUUCAUCGCCAUCGUUCCGCUCGCCGCCCUCUUGGGAUUCGCGACCGAGGACAUUGCGCUGCGCGUUGGCGAGACGAUUGGCGGCCUCCUCAACGCCACGUUCGGCAACGCCGUCGAGCUCAUCAUCGCCAUCCUCGCCCUCACGAAGGGCGAGCUCGACAUCGUCCAGAGCUCGAUGAUUGGGAGCAUCCUGUCCAACUGCCUGCUCGUCCUCGGCAUGUGCUUCGUCGCCGGCGGCCUUCGCAUGCACGAGAUGUCGUACAGCAUCCGAGCCGCGCAGGUCAACCUCAACCUUCUCGGUCUCGCCGUCACGGCCAUCGUCAUCCCGGUCGCGUUCCACGUCUUUGUCGACGACGACGCCAACGAGCCGCUCAGCGUCACCGACAACAAGGUGGUCCAGAUCUCGCACGGCGUCGCCAUCAUCCUCAUCUUCGUCUAUUGCGCCAUGCUCGUCUUCCAGCUGUGGACGCACGCCUACAUGUACUCGGCGGGCAAGCCUGGCGACUCGAACACGCCCGGCGGCGCCGCUCAGCUCGCUCGCGAGCGACAGCUCGCCAUCCCGGCCGGUGAGCCGCAGCCGCCGACGUCGGGCGGCGUGUUCCGCAUCGGCUCGUUGCCCUCCCUGCCGAGCUGGGGAGGCUCGUCCGACGACGGCUCGUCGAGCUCGAGCUCGUCGUCGUCGUCGAGCGCCUCGUCCGAGGACUCGCUCGACGAGCACACGCCAAAAAUGCUCGCCCGCGUCGCCAUCCUCCUUCUCGUCGUCGUCACCGUCAUCACGGGCGUCACGGCAGAAUGGCUCGUGAGCUCGAUCGAGGGCCUCGUCGCGUCGGGCGGCGUGUCGGAGCAGUUUGUGUCUCUGAUCCUGUUGCCGCUCGUCGGCAAUGCGGCCGAGCACGUCACGGCGGUCACGGUCGCCGCCAAGGACAAGCUCGACCUGUCUAUCGCCGUCGCAGUCGGCUCCUCCAUCCAGAUCGCCCUCUUCGUCAUCCCGGUCCUCAUCCUUCUCGGCUGGUGCAUCGGGCAGCCUCUCACCUUUUACUUUGACGAGUUCGAGACCGUCAUCCUCUUUGUCAGUGUCGUCGCCGUCAACUGGGCGAUCUCAGACGGGCGCACAAACUGGCUCGAAGGCCUCAUCCUCUGCGUCAUCUACAUCAUCAUUGCCCUGACGAUCUGGUACUACGAGCCGACGAGCGCGUCGCUCGGGUGAGCACCGGCGCGUGCGUAAACGUCGUCGGCCGAGGAGGAGCCCGAGUUCCUCGAGCAGGUUCCCUCUCUCUCUGUCUCUCUCUCUCUCUCAUUCUUCCGAGUGCACCUGUACUUCACGCAUUCUCUCUUGU
Rhodotorula graminis WP1 is the source of this 1438-nucleotide messenger RNA. RefSeq lists its product as uncharacterized. Gene Ontology annotation, cellular component: fungal-type vacuole membrane. Gene Ontology annotation, molecular function: calcium:proton antiporter activity. The record is from RefSeq and is a predicted model, not a curated record. Lineage: Eukaryota; Fungi; Basidiomycota; Microbotryomycetes; Sporidiobolales; Sporidiobolaceae. The coding region runs from base 97 to 1308 and encodes 403 amino acids. Gene Ontology annotation, biological process: calcium ion transmembrane transport; intracellular calcium ion homeostasis. The transcript is spliced from 8 exons.